Messenger RNA from Sporothrix brasiliensis 5110, 924 nucleotides. RefSeq lists its product as uncharacterized. Bases 1 to 924 code for a protein of 307 amino acids. Lineage: Eukaryota; Fungi; Ascomycota; Sordariomycetes; Ophiostomatales; Ophiostomataceae. The transcript has 2 exons. The record is from RefSeq and is a predicted model, not a curated record.
AUGUCUUUGAGAUUGAUGACCAGCCAUGCAUGGUGUCGUGGCCGCAUCCAGGCUGCAUUGACUCGGGCUUGGAUCAUGCGUGUCCCCAUUUUGCAAAGCGCCUCGCCGGCGUCUCUCGUUGCCGACGUGCUUCGACGCGAGGUGCUCGAAAAGAACGGGCAGCAGUCAUCAUCCGCAGCCCCCUGGAUCAUGAUUGACUUUUGCGCCGGUGGUGGCGGACCGACGCCCAGCAUCGAGCGCAUCCUCAACACCAGCCAAAGCCGAAAGGACGGCAAGGCUGCCCCGACCCAGUUUGUCCUCACAGACUUGCAUCCGCAUGUCGAAGAGUGGGCUGCCGCCGCUGCCGCCAGCCAGCACGUCCGCUACGCGGCGCAGCCCGUGGACGCCUGCGACGCCGAUCCGAAAGCCAUCCUCAGCGAGGCCUUUGGGGCCGGAUCGUCCACCACCCAGCCCACCACAUUGGCCGACGCCCGUGUCUGUCGCCUGUUUAGCCUGGCUUUCCACCACUUUGACGACCCCCUCGCACGCGACAUUCUCAAAAACACCGUCGAGACCAGCGAUGGCUUCGGCAUAUUUGAGUUGCAGGACCGGUCCCUCAGUGCGUUUGUGACCACGCUCAUCUUUGGGCUUGGCAUCCUGCUGACUGCGCCCUACUACGCCUGGCGCUGGCGGUCGCCCAUGACGCUCGUGUUCACAUACCUGAUCCCCAUCCUGCCAUUUGUACUCGUGUUUGACGGCUGGAUGUCGAUGCUGCGGACGCGGACGCCGGACGAGGUGGAGGCGCUUCUGCGGACAUGUGGGGCGUCGACAGCCGACACGGACGCGUGGGAUCUGCGCAGUGGCGAGGUGCAGCACCUGUGGCCGUGCGGGUACAUGAAGUGGAUUGUGUGCACGAAGAAGGGACCGGCUACCAAGGCUCUGUGA